Maniola jurtina (meadow brown) is the source of this 4869-nucleotide messenger RNA. RefSeq names its product ankyrin repeat domain-containing protein 27-like (gene Varp). Gene Ontology annotation, biological process: early endosome to late endosome transport; neuron projection morphogenesis. Gene Ontology annotation, molecular function: SNARE binding; guanyl-nucleotide exchange factor activity. The record is from RefSeq and is a predicted model, not a curated record. The transcript has a single exon. Gene Ontology annotation, cellular component: early endosome; transport vesicle; late endosome. Bases 340 to 3099 code for a protein of 919 amino acids. Lineage: Eukaryota; Metazoa; Arthropoda; Insecta; Lepidoptera; Nymphalidae.
ACCAUUGUUCUGUUUGCACUUUGUAAUAUUUCCAUUUUGUACAGGAUUUUUUAAUUUAUUUUUCGGUCGGCAGUAGUUAAUUCAGUGUUUUUAAAUCAAUAAACUCCCUCUUUUAGAAAAAUAGACGAUGAGAUAUAACUAUAUCCUUCACCAGACUAUUCCCACAACGCAGCCGGUACAGCAAAAAAUAAAUUAUGCGCUAAUGAGACUUUGAUUGUCCGUAGCAUUUAGAAACAAGUUCAAGGCAAGAAAUUAGCAUAAUAGUAGUGUAGAAAUAAAGUCUCAUUGCAUAAUAAUCAUACUUAAUAAUCUUCAGUUGAAUCGCAUAGCUCAGUCGCUAUGGAAGGUGCGUACGACGAAAUUAUCUCAGACAGUCCAUUUUUCAUACAACUCAAAAAUGAAUAUUCAAAUUUGUUCCAACAUUGUAUUGCACAAUCUUGGAUUAUAUGUGUACCUCGUAUUGGAAGUUUGAACACCCGCGCGUUUACCAUCGAGGAUUUCUGUGCACAUGUUUUAGUGCCUAGUGAUGAGUUACCAGAGACACACUACAGCACUCUCACAGAAAAGCAAGUCAGUGUCGCCAACAAAGUCAUCACACUCGAAGUUACCAAAGGUUUGCCUCUUCAGAGCCACAUACUAUUUGAAGAAACAUUCUACACAGAGGACUACAUAAAGUACAAGGUAUGGUGUGUUGAGAGCCCUUUAGAACCGAAUGCAAAUUUAGGCGACAAUGCAAUGACUAAAGAUUGUUUGCUGUCAAUAAAUGAUUGCAUUGAUUUGCUCUGGACGCAAGCUGCAGGCAGACAGGUCCUAGAUCAAAUAGAACUUAAUGUACAGCUGUUCAUAAAGAAACAUUCCACUCUACCAAUAGCCUUAGCACCUCUGAGAGAUGCAAUCAGUGAGUUGUACACACAAUGCCUUCAAAGCACACUGCAAAACCGUAGAAUCAGGGAGAAAUGUAAAUCAUCUAAACAUCUAUUAGAGAACAUAAAACUAUCUGUUGAAUCGUACAUGCAACACCUAUUAUUCGACUCACUUUUUAGACCUAUUUGUACAAUAUGUGCUUAUGAAGACUCGCAUCUAAAUAAAAAGAUAAGAAACAUGUCUGAUAUUCAACUUAGAGACUUAGAUAUAAAGAAGGAAUUGUACCAUGCUGUGCCCAAAGCAAAACAAAUUCUCUCUAAAAUUGAUACAUACAAUACUGUCCUAGAAAAGGUAUUGUGUUUAAAACGGGCAUUAAAUGCUAUAAACAAGCUUGAUGACAGCAAUAACAUGGUCUUAUUAACUGCAGAUGACUUACUUCCUGUAUUUGUAUUUUUACUCAUCAAAUCUGGUUUACCAAACUGGUACAGUCAGCUUAAAUACAUGAAAGAAUUUCGUUUUAGUGGAGUGGGAAAGGGGGAUGGAGAUGAAAGUGAUUUUCUAAUCACAACAUUAGAAGCAGUCAUAGAACAUAUACAAUCUGAUGCCCUCGCUGGUCCACCGAACCCUGAAGCUUAUUAUUAUGAAAGUAGCCUCACAGAGGACAACUUAAGCGAUGGUUUAAAAAGAAGGAGCAGUUUAACUGAAUCUAUAUCAACCUGUGACACCAAUGGAAGAGAAGAAACUCUUGAAUAUGUAUUUGAUUUGAUCAAAGCAAAUAACUCUGAACAAGUGCAAAUACUGCUCGAAAAGAAUCAAAAACAUUUAGACAGCAUCCAACAUGAAAAAAAUGCCAUAAAGCUGACAGCACUCGAUAAUACAGAUGAUGAUGAUGACGACGAUGAUGACAGUGAUACAGAAAUAUAUCAAAGGCUAUGUCACCCUCUGUGUAACUGCAAAAAGUGUUGCUCCAAAAUAUCUAAGAAUCUCUUAAAGACUUCUCCAACAGUAUCCUCAAGAGAUAGCCAUGGCCUAACAUCUUUGCAUGUUGCCUCAGUACAUGGUAGAGCUGCAAUAGUUGAAAUUCUUAUUGAUAUGGGUGCACAGAUAAAUGCUACUGAUCUUAAUGGAUGUACACCUUUACAUUACGCGGCAUCUAGAGGUCAUCAGAAUGCAUUAUUGCUUUUAUUACACUCAGGGAGCUCUAUAAAUAAGGAAAAUAUUGACAAAAAUACUCCACUGCACUUGGCAGUAAAUAAUGGUCACUUGAAUUGUGUGAAGGCACUCAUAUACUUUGCAGAACAUGGCAGGAAGAAGCUUAAAAUAAAUUGUACAAAUGAGGUUGGCAAUACACCCUUGCAUUUAGCUUCGAAAUGGGGAUAUGAGGGCAUAGCUAAACUCUUGAUCGAAAACGGCGCAGAACCUUCCCUUCAAAAUCGCUACAGUAAAACGGCAUUUGACUAUGCGCACAAUUUAAAGAUACUGCAAGUUCUCAAAUCCAGUACUCCUAGCCUGUAUGAAUACAUCCACAUAACAAGUACAGAUGUAAAGACAUUAAAUUGUAAAACUGACAAUCCUGUGACCUUGAAACUACAAAGCCUUAAGACUAAAAACAAUGAUGCAAACAAUGCCUCGAAAACUGUUGAAAAUUUAAAGAGAAUUGAGAGGAUAUUACAGGCCAUAUCUUACGGUGAUGUGAAACUUGCUUGUUUUUAUAUGAACAUUAAUUAUGAAAAUUAUGCUAAUACUAAAAGUACGAACAAAAGUCCAUCUUGUCACCCUCUAUGUGAAUGUCAAUUUUGUAAGAAAACCAACCAAGCAGUAUCUGACUUUGAUGUUAAUUUCUCUGACUCCAAUGGAUUCACAGCACUCCACUAUGCAGCUAGAUAUGGUUUGGAUGAGCUCUGCAAUAUUCUAGUUCUAAACAACGUCAAUGUAAAUUCUUGUAAUAAGAAGGGUCAAACGCCUUUGCACUUGGCAGCUAUAAAUAACAAGAGCGUUGUAAUCAAAUGUUUACUUGAUAAUGGAGCAAAUAUAAAUGCAAUCGACUUGUCAGGCAAUACUCCAUUGCACAAUGUCAGUGAAAUGGGAAAUAUAGGGGCCACCAAAGCCUUACUGAACUAUGGACCAGAUGUAACCUUAUUGAAUGGAUCUGAGAAAUCUGCGAUAGAUGUGGCUAAGGAGAAACUUCACUUAACAGUCAUAGAUUUAAUAGAAAAAUAUUCAAAAAUGAAAUGAAUAUUGAAAUUAAUCCAGUGUAAUCAGAGAUAACUCAAAUUAUAUUAAAUGAUUAAACUAAGUAAUAACAUCUACUUUAUAUGGCAGCUUUAGUAAUUUUAUUAAGUUCAAGUUAGAAUAAUUUCUACUGUAAUCAUGAAAGUAAAAUGUGGCUAAGUUUCUUUGAUUGUUCUAAUAGCGCAGUAAUAAUAAAUAGUAGGUAAAUAUAGCAAAAUAUUGUACAUGGUUUAAUAUCGACCAAGGGAAAUGCUACAUAGAAAAUAAGAAUUAAUUGUAUAUUUCGAUACCUCUUAUGCAAUUUUUUGUACACAUACUCAUAGUUUUAGAGGAGAAAUUCUUUUUAGGGAUUCUUGAAUUUUGUGUUCUUUAAAACUUCUUUGUUCAUAAUUAUUAUUAUAAGUGUUGAUGCAUUCGGCGUGGCGAAUCACUCCACAAACCCUCAUCUAAACAAGCCCUCGCCGCACUGUAUUUUUACCCAUUCUUUUGGAUUUUAAGGAGGUAGAUUUCGUAACAAUUAAUAUUAUGGACAAUCUAGAAAAAGUAACCUUCAUUCGGAACAAGCGUCCAUAUUCAACUUUUAUCUCCGCGUCAGAGUACUAAAAAUAAAAUAAAUGUGUUAGGAACUCCCACAUCAAGUAAUAUCUACUUGUAUAAAAGUGCGCGCACCCGAAUUUGAGUCUUAAAAAAGAAGACCAAACCUGGGUUGAAUAAACUUUAAUUACGAAAUGUAAUAAGUAAUUAUUAUAGGUACCUACUUACUGCAAGUUCAAGCCAAGUGAAAGGAAUACUUAACGUUUGAUUAAAACCUUCAAGUUAAGCAAUGCCAUUAGAGUAAAUUCAUUAACCAGUUGAGAGUGAAUAUGUAUUUUCAAUAUUGACCAAUUUAUUAAUUAUAUUACGGAACCUACCUAUCCUAUAUUGAUUUUCGUGCCAUAACUUUAGAAUUUGGUCAUGUAGCCAAAAAAAAGACUGAUUAAAAUUGUUAACUGUUUUUAUUUUUUAUAAUAACACAAGUACAACUACUUUCAUUGAAAUAUUCUGAAAAAUAAAAUUGUUGCAUUUAUAAAAACUGACUUUUAUUCACAAUCUCUGAAGGUUAAAAUGCUGAAACUUAAAAAUGUAGUUAAUACAUUAUAUAUUAGGUAUAUAUCUAUUAAAAAAUUAAAUAUAUCACAUCUCUUAUUUACAAUACAAUGUAUAUUGUAGCUCUUGUAACUUGUACUAGAGAUUCAACAGUAAAAAAAUCUGUCAAGCACAUACGAAGGAUUACGUACCAUUGUACAAGAAAAAACAUUUUUUGUGAUGUAAUCACAAAUUCACUGUUUUCGGAUUUUUCCUUUACUUGUUUUAUAAAUAUAUUGCUACCUGCCAAAUUUCAUGAUUCUAGGUCAACGGGAGAUACCCUAUAGGUUUUUAUUUCCUAGAAAUAUUGUCUUGACAGAGAUGACAGCAGACUGACAACGAAGUGGGCCUAUAAGGGUUCCUUUUUAGAGACAUACAGAACCCUAAAAACAAUUUUCUGGCCAUUUUAAUCUAUGUAUUUUAAGCUUGCACUGUAGGUUUUAAUUAUUAUUGGUUGAAUCUCUAAUACAACAUGUCAACUUACAAUCUAAUUAUGUACAAUUUAAGUAGGUGUUAAAAAUCUACUAAAAUAAAAAUUUACAAUCUAAAAAUAAAUAAUUUCUAAAAUUUUGCGCCCAUCAAACAAUGUUAUCUACAGAUGUGGAUUUUCCCUGUAAAUCUGUGAUCGCUUCUUUCUGUUUCAGUUAC